This is a messenger RNA of Passer montanus (Eurasian tree sparrow), 1451 nucleotides long. It is a transcript of the gene MPHOSPH6, whose product is annotated as M-phase phosphoprotein 6. The transcript is spliced from 5 exons. Lineage: Eukaryota; Metazoa; Chordata; Aves; Passeriformes; Passeridae. Bases 138 to 656 code for a protein of 172 amino acids. The record is from RefSeq and is a predicted model, not a curated record. Gene Ontology annotation, biological process: maturation of 5.8S rRNA.
GGCAGGGAGCCGUGCCCGCGGCCGCCCCCGGCCGGAGGGUGGAGCCGCGCCGCCGCCGCCUCGCCCCGCUCCUCCCGCGGCGUGCGCGGCCUCGGCGCUACGCGAGCGCGGGGAUCCGCCGCGGCCUGCGGGCCGCCAUGGCCGGGGAGGUGAAAACCAAGCUGUCCAAGAACCUGCUGCGCAUGAAGUUUAUGCAAAGGGGUUUGGAUUCACAAACUAAAAAACAACUAGAAGAAGAAGAAAAGAAGAUAAUUAGUGAAGAACACUGGUAUCUUGAUGUACCAGAUCUAAAGGAAAAAGAGAGCUGUAUAAUAGAAGAGAGAAGCUUUCUACGAUGUGAGGAUCUCGUUUAUGGCAGAAUGUCCUUCAAAGGAUUCAAUCCUGAAGUUGAGAAGUUAAUGAUCCAAAUGAACUCUAAGUGCAAGGAAGAAAAAAUUGAAGAGGAUGAUAAAAUGGAAGCUGAUGUGUCAGAUGAAGAAAUGGCCAGAAGAUAUGAAACAUUAGUGGGAACAAUAGGGAAGAAAUUUUUGAGGAAAAGGGACCAACGCGUACUCAAGGAUGAUGAUGAAGAUGAAGAUGAUGAAGUUGAGGAGGGGAAUAGCAACACAAGACCUAGUAAAAGAGCUAAGAAAAUGUUCUUAAAACCUCAGGAUUAAUGUCAGCUGCACAAGUGGAGCUUGUUACCGGAUGCCUACCAAACAGUACCAAGAACUGGAGAUUGUUUGGAGUUUUUGCUAUUUAAUGUAAAGGGUGGAUUUGUAAAUCUGUUCUAUUCUCAUUGAAAUUUCUACCAUCCACAGGACUGACACUUUCCAAAGUGGGUGUUUAUAUAAUGGAUGUUGUACAUCCUUUCCUCUCUCAGCAGCUUUUCAUGAGUGGGGCACUCAUCCCAUCAGUCUCUUUAAAUGUUCUGCAUAGUUAAAUUGAGUGUUGCAUGCAAUCAAAAGCUACAUUAUUUACAAUUUAGGAUAACAUCUGAAAGAGGUAUUUGGAGUAAAGAUGAGCUGUGUCCAAUUCAGUAAGGCAGUUCAGCUUUCACUGCUUGCUUUAUUAUGAAAAUGAAACCUGUGCGCUCUUCAAAUUGAAAAAAGUCAGCAGAAACAUGCUUGGUUUGUGAUCUUUUUUACUGUGCUAAAAAUAAGAUGGGAGAAGAACAGAAAGAUAAAAUCCACUUUAUUGAAUUUUAUUUUUUAUAAAGUUUAUUUAAAAAUAGAGGAUUUUGUAGUGCAACUUUUUUUUAUACAAGCCAAAUAUUGGGCAACGUUUACAGUUUGACAUCUGAGCAGAUUGUGAAUCUUAGUUUCUGCCUUCCAAAAGAAAUUUGCUAAUUUUGCCUCUUUUUCAGCAAAAAAAUCCAAUCUUAUAAUUAUGUAAGUCUUGUCAUAAAAGCAUAAUAACAGUUUCGGAAACAUACUUGAAAGCAGAAUAAAAACUGUGCGGUUUUGUGUUAA